AAUAAUGUAUUAACAUGACUAUACUCCUGGCAAUCCUCUUUGUACAGAGCACUGUUUGAAAGCUUGCUUUCCCUUUUCUCUUUUGCUCUUCUCUCCCUAUAGGUACAGGGAACAACUCACGUCCCGCUCAACCAGUUUCGAUUUUAUUUAUGUUUUGAACCGGAGUAACCUUAUGCACUAUUUACCUAGUUUUAUCAGGAUGCAAAAGUGUGGUUUAAAUAGUUUUCGCAAUUAGUCCAGGUGCCUCAUUACGAAAUCCUCCUUCAGGAUGAACAGUUGUCGUUUGUGCGUCAAUGAUUUCCUCCUACUGCGAAAGGAUUACAAUAUCCACAACUUGAAAGCCAAGCUCAGAGCAGUGUUCUCGUUCGAGAUAACACCACACGAGCGCCUCUCCGAAGUGGUAUGUCCUGAUUGUGUGCAAAUCAUUGAAAAAUUUUACGAUUAUGCUACCACGGUCGAACAGAACCAACAGGAAUUACUUCAUCAGGCGCAGGGAGACAGUAGGUCAAACGAGACGUCUUCCUUGCUGUUACCACAUCAUGCUAACAGUCAACUGCUUAUCCCCGAGGACGAAAUAAAGGUUGAAAUCACGGCGUCGGAAAGUGUCUUUGCAGAAACGCUGUCACCAGAAUCAGAAUCUGCUUUGCUAGUAGCAAAGAAGCAUUCCAGGUCAAUUGCUCCACCGGGAAGGUUUCAGAAAAAUUUAAUCAGUCGUCACAUGAACAUGUCCUGUGAUAUCUGUCAGGAGGACCAGUUCACGUUUCAAAAGUUGGAGACCCAUUUCAAGAAGUACCAUGGGAAACAGUUCUACAUUGCCUGUUGUGGACAGAAGCUGACCAACGAACAGAUGAUUGCGGAACACUUGGAGAAACACAAAACCAUGACCACCAUCAAGGAUGCACGUGAAACUAGUAGUUCUUGGGAACGGCGAGUGUCGUCUGCGUUUGGUUCGAUUUUGACUGACUUUCGAAAGGACUUGGAGGAUUACGAACCAUUGCCGAAUAUGACACUCGCUCUGAACGGCGACACAAGAGAGCAGCAGAAGCUAUACGACGUUCAAGAUUACUUGGUGCAAACUUACUUCAACCUAGAUUGUGAACUUUGUGGGUAUCGAAUGAACAAUCUGGACGAACGUCGGAUGCAUUUCCGGGAUGUUCAUCCCAAGGAGAAAUAUUUUGUCUCAUGCUGUGGACAACGUUUUUCCAUCCGGAUCAGUAUAAUGCGCCACCUGAACCGUCACUGGAAGUUCGUAGCCAAUGGAUCGUUGAGGGACUCUACCUUGAAGAACGGCAAAGUAGAAACUGAUGAAUUCGCUGAAGCAGUGACGCAAUCUAAUAAAGCCAAUUGGUUACGGCAAAUGCAAAUACUCUACGGUCCAUUGAUGAACGAAUUCCGCGAUGACCUCAUCGAAGGAGGUUUUAACCCACCCACGAAAUUACCCGAAACCAAAUCCACAGAACAGCAGAAGUUGCUCCAUCAGAUGCAGGAUUUUCUGAUUGCCAAACACAGUCCACUAAAUUGCGAACUUUGUGGAGUUGAGAUCAGCACUUACCUUGGCCGCCGAGAACACUUCAACAUAGGCCAUCCAAAGGAAAAACUGUACAUCCAAUGCUGUGGUAAAAAGAUUUCGACCAGACAGAAGAUUAUCGUUCAUUUGCUACGACAUCGAAAGGGCUUGCGAACAAUGGAACCGCACAUACGAUUCGCUCCGGAAAAUUCUUACGAGAAGCACGAACAGGAUGACGCCAUCAUUGAGGGCUACUACAAGAUGGACUGUGAACUGUGUGACUAUGCCGGAAAUUCCUACCUAGGACUGAGAGCACACUUUCAAAAAUCUCACAAGGAGGAAGGGUUUUUCAUCACAUGCUGCAAUCGAAAGAUGAAGACCAAAUACCACAUCCUGGAGCACAUUGCUGCCCAUCAGAAACCGGGUUCUCUGAAGUGUGAUCACUGUGAGGCCACCUUUUCCACGGAACGAAUACGCAAGGCCCACGUUAACCGGAAACACGCCAGUGAUGAGGAGAAGGUGUUCCGCUGCGAACACUGCGUCGAAUCUUUUUCCACCAAAAACCUGCUGAUGUUGCACUCGUACAAGCACGAGCUGAUGACUUGCGACAUUUGCGGAGCAGAGAUGAAGCGCUGUUCCCUUCGGGUGCACAAGCUGAACAUUCACAAACAGGGCGAGGAAAUCGUGUGUCAUGUUUGCGCUAAAGUGUUUCAUUCCAAACAUAUGUUCAACACGCAUUAUCGGAAGGCACAUCUGGGCAUACGAAAGAAGUACAAGAAGAAAUCUCGAGCGAAAAAGAAACCACUGGUUCAGGAAGAGUUUGAGGGUGUUGAUCUGGAGGACCCAGGCAAAGCUAGGACGCUACAGCUGAGGAUCGAACCAUUGUUCAUGAACGACUAAGAUGAUCAUGACUUGUAUUUGGAGCACGCGUUCGGUGGCACCGUAGCGAAUUUGUUCGUUUGAGGCACGGUUUCAUUUUGAAUUUGCCAUUGUUUUUGGAGGUGAUGUUUGCAGUAAUAUAAAUACAUUUCAGUUACCAA
Molecule: messenger RNA, 2547 nt
Organism: Aedes aegypti (yellow fever mosquito)
Lineage: Eukaryota; Metazoa; Arthropoda; Insecta; Diptera; Culicidae
Product: zinc finger protein 62
Exons: 2
Coding region: 269-2407 (712 amino acids)
Biological process (GO): regulation of transcription by RNA polymerase II
Cellular component (GO): nucleus; chromosome
Molecular function (GO): zinc ion binding; chromatin insulator sequence binding
Source: RefSeq, a predicted model, not a curated record